Molecule: messenger RNA, 1227 nt
Organism: Mesorhabditis spiculigera
Lineage: Eukaryota; Metazoa; Nematoda; Chromadorea; Rhabditida; Rhabditidae
Source: the annotation of a GenBank genome assembly
AUGCACAAAUAUCCGCUCCUCCUUGGUCUCCUAAAUGUCGCCAACACCUCCUAUCUAACGCAAAAAAUCGACAUCAACUAUGACAAGCGGAUGAGCCCGUAUUAUAUAAGCGGGAAAACGGUGAACGUCUCCAUCAGCCUGCCAUUGAUGUGGCUGGCCGAGAUAUUGGAAGAUGCGCAGAUUGCUUCUUGGCUAUACUCUUUUACUGUGACAUGGCAAGACGAUCGGCUAAAAUACAGCCCACGACAAUUCGGCAACGAAACACGAAUCUACGUGCCGUCCACCGAGAUCUGGACGCCAAGGCUGAUCGUCUACAACAGUAUCGAGACGAAAAACCUGCUCCAGAAGGGCCAAGAGGAUGUGGCGAUCUACCCCGACGGUUCCGUGGUGAUGCAACUCGUCCAGUUCUCACGGACGCUAUGUGAUAUCUGGGUGCAAAGGAUGCCAUUCGACACCCAGCACUGCGCCCUCGAGGUCGCCUCGCCGCUGCAGCCGCCGAAAUACGUGAGCCUCCACGGCAGUCUCGUCAAACAACCGCCAUUAAUGCGCGGCAACAGCGAAUUCAUAAUGCGAACGCUGGCGGUCGCCGAGUUGAACUACACCCAUAACGGGGAGGGCAUGAAGGAGAUCUCUUUCGUGGCCGAACUUGCACGCUGUCCCAUCUACUUCAUCGUGGUCAUCGUCGCCCCAUCGUUUCUAAUCUCGGCGCUUACCGUAACUGGUAUAUUGAUGCCAAAGGGCGAAUCGGGAGGCCAGGAUGUUAUUUCCGUUGGGUUAUCAAGUAUGCUGGCCCUCUCGAUUACACUCUCGAUCGUCGCCGAGAAUCUCCCCAGAUCGGCGUCAGUUCCGUUGAUAGGCAUCUACAUCCUGGCCUGCCUCGGCGUUUGCACCGCUUCCGUGACCCUCGGAAUCUGGUUGGCACAUCUGAAAACCAGAAGACGCCCCCUGCCCUCAUUCCUCUACAUCUUUGCCGGAAGAUGUCCGGGGAGCGGGAGGAAGAAAGCCGAGGUCAAGUACAGAACCCCUCAAAACGAGGGAACAACCGAAGAUUCAUCGAAAGACGCUGCCAAAAUCGACCGCAUCGUGUUGCAUAGGCUCUACACCCUGGGCUUCGCAACACUCCAGCUGGCCCUGUUGGCCAUUCUCAUCCUAUUCUUCUCCUUCUGGUGGCGCGAACCGCAAAAACCACCGCCGGCCUUCCAGUAUUCGACGAGUCGAAUCCAUUUC